Messenger RNA from Lolium rigidum, 658 nucleotides. RefSeq lists its product as uncharacterized. The coding region runs from base 145 to 459 and encodes 104 amino acids. The record is from RefSeq and is a predicted model, not a curated record. NCBI's taxonomy places the organism in Eukaryota, Viridiplantae, Streptophyta, Magnoliopsida, Poales, Poaceae. The transcript has 3 exons. Gene Ontology annotation, cellular component: nucleus.
UCCUCCUCCAUCCGCCGUCCGGCGCGCCGCAGCUGGCUUUGCUCCGCCGCUUCGCCUCCUGGCUGCCUGUCAUCACCACCUCUUCUCCCUCGUUUCCCUCUUCCAACAAGUGAACCAUCAACCUCGUACGGAGGAGAAAUAGAGAUGGUGCUGCGACGGGCGGCCGUAGAAUCCCCGAAGAAGGUGGCGGCUCUGGUCGACCUGGUGAAUCUGCCAACGGCGCUGCGUGAGUUCGCAGGGGGCCGGUCCCAGAUGUCCCACCUCUCCUUCUUCCUCGGCGUCUGGUCACACAUCAAGAACAACAACCUCCAGGGCCCAACAAAUAGGAAUAUUGUAAACUGUGGCAAGAAGCUGAAAACUGUAAACUGUUUCAUUGACUGGACAUCUAACAUAAAGAACCAGGCAUUGUUCUUUUUCCACAUAGCUGGAUGUGGUGAUACAAUUGGACCCGACAAAUAGGAAUAUUGUAAACUGUGACGAGAAGCUGAAAACUGUACUAUUGGGCAGGUCCAAGGUGGAGCUCUCUGAACUGCCAGUGCUUGUCAAGCUACAUUUCCCAAAAGUUUUCAAGUCAUAAAAAUACUCUCUGUAUUUCUCGCAAACUGUAUUAAGUUACACCCUCUGUUUAAUGAAAUUUCUCGCAAACUGGUCUGAAUUC